UGCGAUGUGCGAAAGAAGAAUAUAAGAGAAAAAGAUGGAGGAGGUAGAGAGACUGUGGAACGAAGUGAGAGAGCUAAGCUUAGGCAACAACAGCAAAGUGGAAAGACUGCAAACCCCACCAACCGCCCUUCAAUUCCUCAGAGAUUUCGUUAACCCAAACAAACCCUGCAUCAUCUCCAACGCUAUCAACCACUGGCCAGCACUCUCCCUUUGGGCCCAGGCCCAACCCAAUCAGGCCCAACAUUCCUACCUCUCCCGCUCCCUCUCCUCCUCCAGCGUCUCCCUCCACCUCACCCCCUCCGGCCGCGCCGACGCCCUCGCCCCUCUCCCUUCCUCUCCUUCCUCCCUCUGCUUCGCCUCCGCUCACGUGCAGCGCACGCCCUUCCCCGAGGCCCUCCGCCUCAUCGCCUCCCCCGAUGACAACCCCGCCGUCGUCGCCUACGCCCAGCAGCAGAACGACUGCUUCCGCUCCGAGUACUCCGCCCUCGCCACCGAUUGCGACCCGCACAUCGAUUGGGCCACGGAGGCUUUCGGCGGCGCUUUGCCUGAAGCUGUGAACCUCUGGAUUGGUAACCAGCGUUCUCACACUUCAUUCCACAAGGAUCACUACGAGAAUCUGUAUGCCGUUGUCUCGGGAGAGAAGCACUUCAUUCUGUUGCCUCCCACUGAUGUUCAUAGACUCUACAUCCGUCAAUACCCUGCUGCCACUUACAGAUACUCUUCGGACACUGGAGAGUUUGAUUUGGAGCUCGAGGAGCCUAUUAGAUAUGUUCCAUGGUGCAGUGUAGACCCUUUUCCUCCUCCUGAGAAACUCCAUGAGGAGGUGUCUAAGUUCCCCUUGUACUUCAAUGGCCCUAAGCCAUUUGAGUGUACAGUGAAGGCUGGGGAGAUUCUCUACUUGCCAAGUAUGUGGUUUCAUCAUGUUAGACAGAGUUCAGGUGAUGGAGGAUGCACUAUUGCAGUAAACUAUUGGUAUGAUAUGCAAUUUGACAUUAAGUAUGCAUAUUUCAAUUUCUUACAAUCUAUCCAUUACCGAUCUCCAAGUCUACUAUUGCCUGAGAAAUUUCCUGAGGAGACAGAUUCAGAUCCUCAUGGCUUAUCACACUGAUGAAAAUAGUUGUUCCUUAGCCAGUAUUCUUUGGGAAAAUGCAAGAGAUUCGGAAGUGUCAUGGAAACAUUUCGGGGAAGCAUUGAUUGAUUCCCAAAACAAGCAACUAACUCUUGGAAGCUGGAACUCUUUUAAGAUUUUUGACAUCUCUACCUGAUACGUGGCAAGUGCCAACACAACUUUGUUUUGUCCUUCAAUUGUGAUAUCAGUUUUUGCUGUAAUCAUUUAAUUUUCGCUAUUUCUGGUGAUGCUGAUGAGAAUGAGAGAGACUGAAUAGUUCAGUUCAGCAAUUUUCUCCUAAAACAAGCGUAUUCCUUUUUAUUAUAGUUGUAAUAUUGUCACAUUUUUCGCACAUUUUAUUCCCUUCCUAAUCUGUGUUGUGUUCUACAGUGUGUAUUUAGUUU
Molecule: messenger RNA, 1512 nt
Organism: Arachis stenosperma
Lineage: Eukaryota; Viridiplantae; Streptophyta; Magnoliopsida; Fabales; Fabaceae
Product: lysine-specific demethylase JMJ32
Exons: 4
Coding region: 35-1108 (357 amino acids)
Molecular function (GO): 2-oxoglutarate-dependent dioxygenase activity
Source: RefSeq, a predicted model, not a curated record